AUGGCUGAUCCAUCAGAUGAUGUGUUAUUACAAAUCGACAAUUGUAUCGACACUUGGUCAUCAAAAAUGGCAACGGCUAGCGAUUUUCAACGUUUAUGUAAUGCUAUAUCGGCUAACCUAGCAAAGAUUAAUAGCCACACAAGUGAUCUUGAAAUGCUUGUGAAAAAAUUAGGUACACCAGAAGAUAGUGAACCAUUACGAGAACGUUAUCUUCGUCUACAAAAUGAAACAAAAUUAUUAAUGCAAGAAACAAAUCAUAUUCUUCAACAACUUCAGAGUAUUCCUCUAGCAAGUGAGGCUGAUCAGAAACGUAGAAAAAAUUUGGCUGAAACUUUACCAAAACAAUAUUUAGCAAUAUUGAAUCGUUUUCAAGAAACACAACGUGCAGGUGCUAGAAAAGAAAAAGAAAGUCUUGAACGUGCUCGAGCUGUUACAUAUCGACAACAAAGUAUACAUGAAUCAAAUAAUACUGAUAUAUCUGAACCUUCAAAUACUCAACUUCAACAACAAUCUAUUUUACCAAUGGAACAAGAAGUUGAUCUAAGAGGUUUAAGAGAACGUGAUGAACAGUUACGUCAAAUUGAAACAAAUAUUGUUGAAGUUAAUGAACUAUUCAAAGAUGUUGCUCAGAUUGUUCAUAGUCAUGGUGGAAUAAUUGAUUCUAUUGGUGAACAUAUAGCUGAUGCUGAAACGCAUGUAGAAUCGGGUAAUCAAAAACUAACAAAAGCUGUUACUUAUCAGUCUUCUGCUCGACGACCACCUACUCUGUUGCCCAAUACAUCAAAUUUUAUUAUAUUAGACGUAAAUGAAAAUAAUCCAAUUGAAUUACAUUGCCCAGUUACUAAUGCACCUGAUUUAUCAAUUCAAUGGUCAAAAAAUAAUGAAGAUUUAGAUCCUAUGUGGUCAUCAUCAAAUUUAGUUAUUAAACGAUUCUUAUUAAAAAUUCAUCAAGCACAUUUUACUGAUGCUGGUUUAUAUAAAUGUAAUGUUGUCAAUGGAUUUGGUAGUAUACAAGCACAAUUUCAAAUUAAUAUUAGAUCGAAUGGAACAAUAUCAAAUAAUGGUAAUAAUAAUGAACAACGGAAUGUAAUGAACUGGGAUUUAGAUUCAUUGAAUGGAGAAGCACCAGAAUUUAUUUCACGGAAUGAUGAUGGUCAAAUAGGGCCAACUAAAGUUAUUCAACCAGAAGGUACGACUGUACAAUUGAAAUGUUUAGCAUCUGGUAAACCACCACCAGAAAUACGAUGGAAGAAAAAUGGUAAAAUAUUAUCAGAAGAUGAAUAUGGUGUUACACAAACGCAAAUAUUAAUAGUUAAAGACUUACGUCAGUCAGAUACUGGCAAUUAUACAUGUGAAUUAUUCAAUUCAUUUGGAGCUAUCAAUGCCACAUAUAUUCUUGUUGUUACAGAAAAAUUACAAUUUUUUGGUAACGAUCCUCAAAACACAAGUGUUGAAAAGGGUAAAACAGCUUUACUUAAUUGCCGUGUUCAAACAAAUGAACCAACAACAAAAAUUCAGUGGUUAAAAAAAAUCGAUACUCUGCAAUUAUUUCGACCUGAUGCGAUUGUAUUUGGUUCAGAACAAUAUGAAAAUAUCGAACAAUCUCAAGAACUACAAUAUUCAAAUAACAUUCUUUCAAAACCACUUUUCUUCUCAUCGAUUACUUCCAAGGAAGGUGGACAAUAUAUUUGUUUGGUUCAAAAUGAUAAAGCUACCAAUUAUAAAAAAGCUUUUAUUAAUAUUAUUGAUAAUCAUGAAAGUGUGACACCUUCGACCAGUAUCAAUAAUAGUUUACUCUAUGUGAUUGUUAUCCCUCUUUGUGUACUUGGUCUUAUUCUCUUUUUUAUUUUUUGUUGUCGUCACCGUCGUCAGAAAUCUAGCCAUCAUCAUAAUCUACACUCACAUUCUAAUGAUGUUGUAAAAUCUUCUAUAAAACCUCGACAACCAUUAAUUCAUCAUAAUGGUGUUAUGGUUCCAUCAACAACAACUCGGACAAGUAAUGAUUAUAUUGCCAAUAGUGUUGAUUCAAUACCAAUUACGAGACAAUAUCAACAACAUCAACGAUAUGGACCACCUCUUUCAUCCGAUCUAGCAUCACUCACUAGUUCUAAUUUGUACUAUGCACGAGUACAAGCUCUUUGA
This is a messenger RNA of Rotaria sp. Silwood1, 2142 nucleotides long. Lineage: Eukaryota; Metazoa; Rotifera; Eurotatoria; Philodinida; Philodinidae. The record is from the annotation of a GenBank genome assembly.